GUGGGUGAGGCGCGGGCGUCGUGGGUGCCGGGGUGCGGGAGCGAUGCCCGCGGGGGCCGGCACCGCACGGGACAGCGCAGGGUCCCGCCGGGAGAGCCGCUUCAGAGCAGCACUGAGCAAUCUCAUUUUUCACACGUCUCCUGUAGUCAAACUGCCCCUGUCAGAGGAAAGGAGUUGCUUCCUGUUAUUUCCAUUGAAAUCCUUGUCCCGGUCGUUAGCCGGCAGGCUUUGGCAGGAUGGCACCGUGCGCGCACAUGAGCUCCGGCCGUCUCUCCCGAGGGCUCCUGCUGCUCUGCGUGCUCCUGGGGACUGGCCUUUGUCACACAGACGCCGUGACAACGAGCUUCAGCCAGGACACUGGGACAAGCCCACCCACGGCCACAUCCAACUGGACAACCCAGUCCAUGGAGGGGAAUUACACCGCCAUCACACAGCACUGCUGGGAUUACUUCGUCUACCUGAUGAGGAAUGUGAUGACAUCGGAGCUGUGCGAGUGGAAAGUCAUCAGCAGGCCCUACAGCGAGCUGCAGCGCUGCCUGGAGGAGUGGGCAGAGCGCCUCAACCACAGCUACCCCAACGCCCUGGCGGAGCAGUACAUCUUCCAGAGCCACCACCGCUACUUCCACAACUGCACCCUGGAGCACCCGGUGUACUUCGACCCGCCCGAAGAUGUGCUCCUGGCCAUGAUCAUCGCACCCAUCUGCCUCAUCCCCUUCCUCGUCACCCUGGUCAUCUGGCGCAGCAAGGACGGCAAGGCGCAGGCUUAGAGCCGCCCUCCCUGCCCGCGUCGGGGCACCGAGCCCCGGCUGCGGGGCCGCCCGACCGCCCGGUGGGCUCUCGGGGCCACCACCCCGCGCAGCGGAGGCGGCCGGUUCCUCCCGCGCCUUCCCCACCCCGCGGCCCGGGAUUAAACGCUUCUCCCCCCA
Onychostruthus taczanowskii (white-rumped snowfinch) is the source of this 926-nucleotide messenger RNA. It is a transcript of the gene RAMP2, whose product is annotated as receptor activity modifying protein 2. The record is from RefSeq and is a predicted model, not a curated record. Bases 237 to 767 code for a protein of 176 amino acids. The transcript has 4 exons. Lineage: Eukaryota; Metazoa; Chordata; Aves; Passeriformes; Passeridae. Gene Ontology annotation, biological process: calcium ion transport; regulation of G protein-coupled receptor signaling pathway; angiogenesis. Gene Ontology annotation, cellular component: cell surface; signaling receptor complex; membrane. Gene Ontology annotation, molecular function: coreceptor activity.